UCUCUGCCAUCUCUGCUACGGACCACGGUUGUGGAGAGUCGGACGUUUUUGGGACGGUGCAUCAGCUGUUGUACUGAAUUUGUAUCCGACAAAAAUGCUAGUAUCUCGUGGUGCUGGCCCAUUACGAUGUAUUUUUACGAAGUUAAAUCAGUCGAAUCUAAGACAAGGCACACAGCCCAUCAGGAAAGGUCAUGAUGCCGUAUGGACGUAUCGACAGCCUGUACCACCGCCACCGAAAUACGUAAGGGUCCUGGCAGAGUGUGUAGGAGGGUAUAUGUGGUGGUGGAUAUUUUGGCAUUUAUGGCACGAGCCUGAGCACAUAACUGGUGAAUUUGAGUACCCAGAUCCAUCAAAGUGGACAGAUGAGGAGCUUGGAAUUCCACCAGAUGACGAAGAAUAGACUUUUGCACUCAUUUGGUAGUUAUUCUCAGUUUACAUAUUGUUUUAAAUCAGUUCAGUGUCAUGUGAAAUUGUAAUGCAUUAGAUUUACAAAUACAACAGGUUCAUAAAA
Cryptotermes secundus is the source of this 511-nucleotide messenger RNA. Its product is annotated as NADH dehydrogenase [ubiquinone] 1 beta subcomplex subunit 2, mitochondrial. Gene Ontology annotation, cellular component: mitochondrial inner membrane. Lineage: Eukaryota; Metazoa; Arthropoda; Insecta; Blattodea; Kalotermitidae. Bases 95 to 400 code for a protein of 101 amino acids. The transcript has 3 exons. The record is from RefSeq and is a predicted model, not a curated record.